Molecule: messenger RNA, 2883 nt
Organism: Oryctolagus cuniculus (rabbit)
Lineage: Eukaryota; Metazoa; Chordata; Mammalia; Lagomorpha; Leporidae
Source: RefSeq, a predicted model, not a curated record
GGCGGGCGGGGCGGCGUGAGGGCGGUCGGCUGAGGAGGGCUCCGGAGCCUCAGUUGUCUCCGGGAGCCUGCGCGCUUUGGGCUCCUGGCCGGUCAGCCUUUGGGUCGGGGUUUUCGUCCGUGACUCCCGUUUCAGCUCUGCGGGUGCGGCCGCGAGUCGGACCGUCCCCGACUUACAAUGGUUCAUCAUAAGAUUUCUCAACUUUACAAUGGUGCGAAAGUGAUAUGCAUUCAGUAGAAACCCUGCAUCGAAUUGGGAUCUUUCCCUGGGGCUAGUGAUGUGUGGUACAAUACUGUGUCGAUGCUGGGCAGUGGCAGUGAGCCAAAGCUCCUUGUCAGCCACACAAUCACGAGGGUAAGCAACUGACACUCUACAGUGUAUUGUGUUGCCAGCAUCUUUGGAUAUCGUGUUCUGUGUUUGUGCAUCCCAUCAUGUCUUCAAAACGCCUGUCUUUAUCUUCUGCUUCUGGCGGAAAGAAGAAGAGGAAGGCAAUUACUCUUGAGAUGAAACUCAAGAUAAUUGCCCAGCAUGAAGGUGGCAAGCCAGUGAUGGUCAUUGCACGUGAGUCAGGACUUUCGCAAUCCACGGUCUCAACCAUUUUAAAGGAUAAGAAGCGAAUCAGUGAUGCAGUGAAGUCAUCAGCAUCAAUUAAGUCCACUGUCAUCACGAAGAAAAGAGCUGGGCCAAUUGAUGAUAUGGAAAAAUUACUUGUUGCAUGGAUGGAAGAGCAGACACAGAAGCGCAUACCACUUAGCCUGCUGACAAUCCAGGCUAAGGCAAGAAGUCUUUUCAAUAUGCUGAAAGAGCGUGCUGAUGACCCUACCUACACACAGAUGUUUACAGCAAGUCACGGGUGGUUCCAACGCUUUAAAAAGCGUCAUAAUUUUCAUACAGUGAAGGUCAGUGAUGAAGCAGCAAAUGCUGAUAUUGAAUGUGCUGAGGCUUUUAAGGAGGAACUGCAUAGGAUAAUUAUGGCUGAAAAAUAUUUACCAGAACAGAUAUUUAAUGUUGAUGAGACAAGCCUGUUCUGGAAACGUAUGCUGGAGUGCACAUACAUUCAUCAAGAGUCCAAGACAAUACCAGGAUUCAGAGACCGUGUAACUCUGCUUUUGGGUGGAAAUGUUGCAGGAUUUAAAUUAAAGCCUUUUCUAAUCUACCACUCAGAGAAUCCCAGAGCAUUCAAGAAUGUGAGCAAGCACAUGCUUCCUGUUUAUUAUCGACAUAACAAGAAGGCGUGGAUGACAUCAGCAUUGUUUGAAGACUGGUUUUUGAACUGUUUCAUUCCACAGACAAGAGAAUAUUUUAGGCAAAACAACAUCCCAUUCAAGAUUCUUCUGAUUUUAGACAAUGUUCCAGGACAUCCACAACACAUUGGCGACAUGCAUCCUGCUGUAAAAAUGGUGUAUUUGCCACUGAACACAACCACACUCAUUCAACCAAUGGAUCAAGGAGCAAUCGCUGCAUUCAAAGCAUAUUAUUUACGCCGGACUUUUAUGCAGGCUGUUGAAGCAACUGAAUCUGGACAAACACUCCGAGAAUUUUGGAAAGGUUUUAACAUUCUAAAUGCUGUUCAGAACAUUGCUGCAGCAUGGGAAGAAGUCACGCAGCAGUGCAUGAAUGGCGUUUGGAAGAAAGUGUUGAAGACAUAUGUGAACACAUUCAAAGGCUUUAACAAAGAUCCUGCUGUUGAUGACAUAGUGAGUAAUAAGAUAUUAGUGCUUGGGAAACAGCUAGAAUUGGACAUUGAUGAAGAGGAUAUACAUGAACUUGUUGGCAUUGAGACUGAAGAGAUUUCUGAUGAGGAGCUGAUUGAACUGGAGGAAGAAAGAAGUGAAGAAGCUGAAGCAGAGAAAGGAGUGAUACCUGAGGCGCCAAAAGAGUUCACAACGAAGAAACUGGCCGAGGCAUUUGCUACUAUCAACAGUGGCUUACGGAUGUUAGAAGAAAUGGACGUCAGUUACGAGAGAUUUGCAAGAGCAGACAGGCAGAUACAGGAUGCUCUUGCUUGCUAUAGAGAAAUAUAUAAUGAAAAGAAGAGACAAAGUAUACAAUCAAACCAUGAUAUCUUGAAAAACAUUGUGUCUGCUAAACCAUCAACAGUUGUCCAAGCUCCAGUGUCUUCUACAAGCUAUACUCUAACCUCAUCGGAAAAGAGAGAAAUUGAUGACCCUGUUGCUGUAGCGUCCACAUCAUCCAGCAAUUAAUUUUAAUUCAGUGUGUUAAACGUUCUUCAGGCCCAGUGUACUUUCAGCUGUGUACGUUCAUGCCUUGACAACCAUCAUCCACUUUCUUUAAAUUUUAACUACUCGAAGUACCUCAUGUCGCACGGCUGUCAUCCAUCUCCUUCCUGAAGAUGCAUCCUGAUUUAUCUCCACACUUGCACACUGAGGAAUGCAACAUCUUAAUUAACUUGCUUAAGGAAUGUCACAAAAAUCACAACAUUCUGAAAUUUUUUGGUCAUUGCAACGAUCUUGAUCGGGAAAUGAGAAAAUGUUUGAAGAAUGAGUAUAUGCAGAAGAGGAUGAAGAGCAGGGAGCAUGGCAAUGCAAUGAGAAAGAGACUUUCUAAUGCUCCAGAGGAAUCUGAAAAAUAAAUCAUGUUUUCACUGAAUGCCUUGGCAGAGAGAAGGCUUGAGACUCUGGUUUGAGAGCCAAAACAGUCCUGUCUCAUUUGGUCUCAAGAAUCCUCUGACUGGAAAGUGCCCUGUGGAAAUGGAAUCAUGGAGAAACACGAAAACCUGGAUUCUGAAUAUCUGUCGGGCAGAGUCUCCAGUACCAUCUCUCUUCUCUUGACAAACCCAGCUUCCACCAUGUUUCUUUCCUUUGUCUGCAGCCAGUUAAUAUUUGAGUAACUUAUCUCCUUCAAUAAAACACUUUGUUUCAA